Molecule: messenger RNA, 3651 nt
Organism: Talaromyces marneffei
Lineage: Eukaryota; Fungi; Ascomycota; Eurotiomycetes; Eurotiales; Trichocomaceae
Exons: 3
Coding region: 1-3651 (1216 amino acids)
Molecular function (GO): ATP-dependent chromatin remodeler activity; ATP binding
Source: RefSeq, a predicted model, not a curated record
AUGGCACCCGCAGCUGUCACCGAUGCCGGUUUUCCUUUUCUCUCGGGCAUCGAGGCAUACAACGAUGUGAGUGGAUCUUCUUCGUUGAAUGACGCCGAACUGUCUGCGACGAACAAGCUUGACCUCGACGCUAUCACCCCUCCUCAAACGGAUGAAUCACAGUCCUCGAGUCUUCCCCGAUUAGCCGACUCGGUUCUAAAAGCAGUAUCCACAGCCCAAUCCAUUCCUAGUGAAGAAUCGGCAAUUAAUAGCCAAUAUCUACCAGCCGGCAUCCUGCGAAGAUCAUCUACACAAUUCCCAGAGGCGGAGCUUCUCAAUUUGCAGAAACAUGGAUGGAUACAAACACGUUGGAAUGCAUAUGAAUCUCAUCCUGAGUGGUCGUUUGUUCAGGUCUAUGUGCUGCCUCACGAUGUGGCACGAAUUUCCAUUUCGCGCACGAGCAAUACGCUCAGAAAAGCGUUGAGGGUUGUCAUGACGAUGAUUGACAAAAGUCUGGCGGCUUGGAAUGGCGAUUUCGACACAACACUUGCCGAACAAGAUAAGAAUGCGGCCGACGACGAGUCCCUGUGGUACAUAUUCAACACCCUAGAGAACCCCAAUCCCACAAUAGACGACGUGAGGGAUACAGACGGCCGAUUAGCUAUGCAGGAAUUGAUGGCAAGCUCAAGAGAAGCAAGACCGGAGGUUCGAGAGACAUCUAGUGUGAUUGGACUCAAAACACCUCUACAUCCCUAUCAGUGCCGUUCGGCUGCCACUAUGAUUCAGCGGGAAGUACAGCCAAAACAAAUGUUGGAUCCACGGUUAGAGGUGUACAAGACGCCAUUGGGCCAAGAAUACUAUUAUGACAAGGAAGAGGGAACUCUCUUACGUGGUAAACGUAUCUAUGAAGAGGCAUGUGGUGGUAUUCUUGCAGAGACUAUGGGUUGUGGGAAAACAUUGAUUUGCUUAGCAGUCAUCCUGUCUACACGCGGUCAUUUCCCACGUAUCCCAACAGAGUAUCAGGAGACCAAGAAUCCAUUUCGCAACUCUGUAGGCUCCCUGAUGCAGAUGGCAGCUGCUACCGCCGGCCGGUUUUCUAUCCCAUGGCCUAGUCACUUUCGGCGUUUGCGGGAAAUGGGGGUCAACUACGCACGAUGUGAAGAGGAAUGUGAACGGCAUAGAGGUGAGUAUACAAUACCGCCACCUCCAUCAAGGUAUACAAGUCGCGGCGGAUGGAUGUCGCGUCCACCAGCAGUCCGUAUCCGGCUCAUUUCCGGCACACUAAUUAUUGUUCCGCCUAACCUUGUCGACCAUUGGCAAUCUGAAAUCGCCAUCCACACUGAAGGACUCAAUGUCCUUGUCUUGAGAAGUCGAAAUGACAAGACUCCUUCAGAAGAGGAGUUGUUAAAGUAUGAUAUCAUUUUGUUCGCCCGAACUCGAUUCGAGAAGGAAACCGGAGAGCCGGAGACUAGUCGUCAUGCUCCCUCGAUAUCUGCUGCAGAAUCCCCACUCAAGAAAUUUCACUGGCUUAGAAUCAUCGUUGACGAGGGUCAUAAUGUUGCUGGACACGGGUACAAAUCUAGCACCAUGCACAUGCUAGAUCAGCUGCAUGUCGAACGUAGAUGGGUUGUCUCGGGAACGCCGUCAAAUGGAUUGUACGGUGCAGAACUUAGUCUCGCUUCGCAUCAGAGACUGGCAAGCGAUACGAGUUCUGGAGAUGAUGUGCCAUCAUCAGUAUUGCAUUCUCGAAGAAAAACUGGUACAGCCAUUGAUGAAGAAUUGAAAGACGUGGACAACUUACGGCUGAUUGUUGUCGAAUUCCUGAAACAUAAGCCUUGGGCGAACUCCCGACAUGACGAUCCCGCUAACUGGACGAAAUACAUCAAACCGGUUGGUGAAGAUGGUAAACGAAGAAAAGCGACAUCGCUCCGUGCCGUACUUCAAGGCCUUGUGGUAAGACACCGCUUGGAUGUUAUCAAUGAAGAACUCCCGCUUCCACGACUACAUAAUAAAGUUGUUAGUCUUGAGCCGACAUUUUACGACAAAAUGUCCAUCAAUCUGUUUCUGUUCAAUCUUACCGUUAACGCAAUUACUUCCGAACGCAAGGACCAGGAUUAUAUGUUCCAAAGUCGAAACAGAAAGCAUCUCAGUUUGUUGAUUAAUCAUUUGCGCCAGGCGGGCUUCUGGUGGACAGGCCAUAAACCAAAAGAUAUUGAAUCUACAAUUGAGGUGGCAGAGAAGUACAUGACAAAUCAUAUUGAAAAGAUGCCGGCAGAUGAUAUUCAACUAUUAUCGGAGGGCCUAAAGAUUGCGCAUCGAGCACUUGCUAGUGAGAGCUUCAGCGCAUUUUGUCAUUCAGAUGAACUUGGCGUAUACGUGCAGGCUUUUCCAGGGCACGCUCGCGAGUACUGGUCACUUACAUCAAAUUCGGAUGAAGGGAAACCGCUAUUACUAGGGUUAUCCCAGGCACGGCUCGCACAGAAUUUCAUAACGUCACACCUCACUGCUGAAGAUCCUGCCGAGGGCCUUGCAGGAGCAGGUAUUAGUGCUCGUCGUGAGUUAAUGCAAAGAUCUGAGAAGAAGCCGGCAAGAAAUGAAUCGAACGUGGCGGACAAUCUUACACAUAAAAAUAAGCCGACGGAAAAUCGGUCCCCCAAAAAGACAUUCCUCAAGGGCGUUAGCAAGAAACUAUCGCUAGAUUCCCCGCUUUCACAGACGAAGCUGGUCGCAACGACAUCUGCAAAGCUUACGUAUUUGCUCGACCGGGUUCAGGAACUGCACAAAGAAGAAAAGAUCAUUAUCUUCUAUGAAAAUAACAACACAGCGUUCUGGAUUGCAGAAGGAUUAGAAUUGUUAGGCAUAGACUUCCGCAUCUAUGCCAACACCCUCAAAACGAGCCAAAAGGCGGCUUAUCUAUCACUAUUUGAGGAGUCCUCCAGCGUGCGAAUAUUACUCAUGGAUCUACGACAAGCAUCCCACGGUCUACACAUUGCCAGCGCAUCCCGCGUCUUCAUCGUGAAUCCCAUCUGGCGUCCAUACGUGGAAAGUCAAGCCAUCAAACGAGCCCACCGUAUUGGACAGACAAGACCUGUGUUUGUGGAAACCCUCGUCCUCAAGGAUACUCUCGAAGAAAAAAUGCUGCAUCGAAGACAGGAAAUGUCGAAUUCCGAAAUGCAACAUGCCGAAAAGGAUAUGCUUGAUGAUUCGGCGAUGAGUUCGAUUAUUCAACAUGAACGAUUCUAUGAAUUGCCAGAAUGCGACGAGCUUAUUGAACCUGCAUAUCUGCAGGAAGCAUGUGGAUUCUUUGACCGUCACGAACUACCUAUUCCUGAUGACUACGUGGAGCAACGACUACACUCACCGACAACGCCACCUAAAAAGCGAAAACUAUCCCUACUGGCUCCCGGAUCCUUUCCCAGCCCCCAAGUCGAGAUCGAUCUCGAGCCUAACCUUCUCACUCCAGUGAAGAAAAAGAAGAAAGUCUCAAAGUUCCAGAUUGUGACCGAGAAUGGGAUCGUGGUGACUCCGCCUAGAGGAGGAUUGUCAUCCAGAAUGUCUAGAUCUCCGCCGUCAGCGUCGAAUUAUCAAAGUCCGGCUGCGAGUCCGGGGGGUGUAGAUGAGUCGUUACCUGCUAUGCAUGGGUCUAGUUUAUUCGGAGGAGAUGUCUUUUGA